GUGUUGUGUGCUCGUACUCCAUUCCGACCUGUAAAUACUCCACCUUACACAAAAAUGUCAGGCAUCAGUGAAGAGAAUCCCGUCUACGGCCCCUUUUUCGGCGUCAUGGGAGCGGCAGCCGCGAUUAUUUUCAGUUCACUGGGAGCAGCCUAUGGCACAGCAAAAUCAGGCACCGGAAUAGCAGCGAUGUCUGUGAUGAGGCCAGAACUUAUUAUGAAAUCUAUUAUCCCCGUUGUCAUGGCGGGUAUUAUUGCCAUUUAUGGUCUAGUUAUUGCUGUUCUUAUCGCUGGAGGUAUCGACUCUGCCGCCAAUAACUACUCGUUGUACAAAGGUUUCGUGCAUUUGGGUGCCGGACUUUCGGUGGGUUUCUCCGGUUUGGCGGCCGGUUUCGCCAUUGGCAUUGUGGGCGACGCCGGUGUGAGAGGAACGGCGCAACAACCUCGUCUCUUCGUCGGAAUGAUCCUCAUCCUCAUUUUCGCUGAAGUCUUGGGUCUUUACGGCCUUAUCGUAGCCAUCUACCUCUACACAAAAUAAGUUAUUCGUUUUUUAAGUGUAAAACAAAGUAAUCAUCCUCUAAAACCAGUCCCCACAAUCCCCCCUCCCCUUCUCCCCCCACCACCGCCAACUAUGAUAAACAAUCCCCAUUUUUCGAAAGUUACACAAUCUUUUGUUUUUAAUGUUUAUUGUAUAAAAUGAUGUAUAAAACCGUGUUGUAAGCUUUGGUAAUGAAUUUGACGGGCGAGUGAUAUUGGUGUAAAUAUUUUAUCGUGAUGGAACGCGUAUUGCAAAUGCGGGUUUUGUCAUUGUAAAUAAUUUCGAGUGGGGCCGCGGCCGCCAGCACUGACUGUCAUCUUCAUGGGGCUUACGCCUUGAUAAAUUAAUUAUUGUAUAGUUAUUAGUAGUCUGUUAGGUUAUCAUUUCGUAAUAUGCGAUUAAGGGUCUACGAGCUCUAAGUAUUCAAGUUAUAAAAUAAAGUUACAAAAGUAGCACAAUAUUUUUAAUUUCAUGAUGUAUUACGUAAUUACUGAUUUCUCCUUGUCUGCAGUAGCGUCGUGUCCAUGAUUACAUUUUGUUCGCAAUUCGACAUAUCAUCAACUUUGUUAAAUUGACCGUUCCUUAGAGUACAGUUCAGAUUUUGCUCAUUGUUUCGCUGUUUAAUCGUUUGUCUUUCCAUGCGUUCAGGUGCAGCAAACAACCUUAAAUUCAACAAAGUUGUUGUAAAUAACGGCAACAUUAUCUAUGUAUCGAUCGAUGGUUUGGUGUCCAUAGUAUAUACGUGUUAGCCUUCUGUAGUUUAGCUUUCCGGCGCUGGGGGGCGCGACCACAACGCGCGUUGUGGCCGCGCCCCUGCGUCCUAAUCUAAGAAUGUUUAGUAUUUUUUCUCGUGGUGAUCAAGCACUUAGAACGGCUCUGUUGUACGAAGGGAACAGCAAAAUUAUCAUUGUGUUGAAAAUAAAUAAUUUGUACAUUCCAUUACAAUUUCUGUUUUGUGAAAUUUGUUUUAUUUUGUGUCCGCUUUAGUCUUGUUUAUGUACAGUUUUAACGAAAUAUACUGCUUCGAUUUAUAAGCCAGCUGUUUAAUCGUCGUCGAUUUGGCCUAAGCUUGUAGAUUUUUCAAAAACGAAACACAAACUUAUAUCAAUGUAGUCCCGUUAUGCUGAAGUGAUCUUUUCUUUGUGUUUAUGAGAAUACAAGAUAUUUUGUUAAUGUUUAAAACUGUUUAUUUUUACACCUGGACCUUAUCAGUUCAACGGACAACCAAUGCGCGUCACUCGGCUAUCGAUUGUCAUUUGUUUCAUUUAUUAUUACGUCAGUGUGUACUUAUCGAGUGCAAUAGAACACAACCAGGCUAUGUUUUAAGUUCACAUGUAUAAAUUUGUUUUAGAAAAAAUAAAGUAACGAUUAUUAUCACCGAGCA
Molecule: messenger RNA, 1918 nt
Organism: Tribolium castaneum (red flour beetle)
Lineage: Eukaryota; Metazoa; Arthropoda; Insecta; Coleoptera; Tenebrionidae
Gene: Vha16-1
Product: Vacuolar H[+] ATPase 16kD subunit 1
Exons: 3
Coding region: 55-534 (159 amino acids)
Biological process (GO): proton transmembrane transport
Cellular component (GO): membrane; proton-transporting V-type ATPase, V0 domain
Molecular function (GO): proton-transporting ATPase activity, rotational mechanism
Source: RefSeq, a predicted model, not a curated record